AUGUCGAGUAGCUGGGGAAGUAACUCAAGAAGUAGUAAUAGCUCGGGAAGCGAUGUCGAAAACCCGUUUAAUGUUGAGGAGGAGGAACUCUUGCAGAUUGGAACAAGAUGUAGCGAGCUAAGGAAAGAAAAGGAUUUGCUUAGAGAAUCACAGUCUCAGAGUGUUGAACUCGUCAGAAGGUUGGAGCUUAACGCGAAUUCCUUGUCAGAGUCUCGUUUAGAAGAUGAGAGAAGGAUUCAGACAAUGGAGAAGGAGUUGUUGAAUUGUUACCAGGAGAUUGAUUACUUACGCAAUGAAGUGAAUUUAAGAAGCAAAGAAGUGAACUACCUUACUGAACAUGUGCUCGAUCUUGAACUCAAAGUAAACGAAUCAAGGAAAUUGGAAGAAAAAGUUAACUGUUUGAUGGAGGAGUUGUGUACAUCGAAAUCUGAGCAACUAGUGUUGUUGCAAGAGCUCGAGAGAACAGAAACUGAGCUACACUUGUCUGUGUUUUCUGUAGAGAAGCUUGAGGAGUCUAUCACAUCCUUAACACUGGAGUCCCAGUGUGAGAUUGAAAGCAUGAAACUUGAUAUAGUAGCGUUGGAGCAGGCCCUAUUUGACGCUAAGAAAGUUCAAGGAGUAAGCAUCCAAGAAAGCGAUAAAUUGAGAGAAAUAGUCGAGGAGCUACGGUUGAAGUCUCACGAGGCGCAAGAGUACGCCAAGUGCUUAGAGAAGCAAAAUGAGGAGCUGAGGGAGAGAUUUGCCGCCUCUGAAAGGAUCGUCGAAGAAGACUUUUUUCGAAGCUUCAAAGAACGGUUACCAAGUAAAAGUGAAGCGCCUGUAAAUGCAGAAGAAUGUUUCCUUGAGAUCGUCGAGAGUUUGGAGGCUUCACAGGAUGUGAAUUUGAGAGAUAAAAUGGCAAGAAAGAUACGCCAAUACGAAGAUCUUGUGAAGCAGCUCAAGGAUGAAUUGAAAGAAGAGAAACUAAAGGCCAAGGAAGAAGCAGAGGACUUAACACAAGAAAUGGCUGAAUUAAGAUAUAACAUGACAUGUUUAUUGGAAGAAGAAUAUAAGCGACGAGCAUGCAUCGAACACGCAUCAUUACAAAGAAUAGCCGAUCUUGAAACACAGAUCAAGAGAGAGAAGCAUAAGUCCUCUACUUGCAUUAGAAAUUGA
Molecule: messenger RNA, 1155 nt
Organism: Arabis nemorensis
Lineage: Eukaryota; Viridiplantae; Streptophyta; Magnoliopsida; Brassicales; Brassicaceae
Source: the annotation of a GenBank genome assembly